Molecule: messenger RNA, 696 nt
Organism: Microthlaspi erraticum
Lineage: Eukaryota; Viridiplantae; Streptophyta; Magnoliopsida; Brassicales; Brassicaceae
Source: the annotation of a GenBank genome assembly
AUGCAGACAAUCAUCCACAACCUCGCGUUUUGUAUCUUUAACUCUAACUCCACCAUAACAGAACGGAAACCAAGAUUUCAAUUCUCUUCUUUUGUAACUGUUCCUCAAACUUAUUCAGUGCAGCAGAAAUUCUGGACAAGAGCAACGAAGAAACAGUUUGUUGCAGUUUGUGCAGCACCAUCAGAUGUUGAGACUUCUUCUAAAGAUGAGUCAGUUCUGGUUACGACAGUGGAGACUGUAAACAACAACGAAGUUAAGGUUCAUGUACAAGUAUCAGGAGAGAAGACUCAAACAGUAUUCAAUAAUGUAUUUGAGAAAAUGGUAGCUGCAGCUCAGCCAAUUCCAGGGUUCCGUAGAGUUAAAGGAGUUAAUAUGAUUGUGAUUUCUUUGAGUGAUUCUCUAAUGCCUUUCCUUUGCUGUUUCUCUUUUCAUCUGCUUAUCAACCUUGGAACUCCAGGGAAGACCCCAGAUAUACCGAAAGAUAUUUUGUUAGAGAUCCUUGGAUAUUCCAAAGUGUACAGGCAGGUGAUAAAGAGAUUAAUUAAUUCUGCUAUCGAAGACUACGUUAAACAGGAAGAUCUAAAGGUUGGCAAAGAGUUGACAGUGGAGCAAAGCUAUGAAGAUCUUGAAGAAACAUUUGAACCAGGUGAAAGUUUCAGCUUUGAUGCUAUUAUAAAGCUUCAAGAAGUGAGUUGA